Messenger RNA from Epinephelus lanceolatus (giant grouper), 621 nucleotides. Lineage: Eukaryota; Metazoa; Chordata; Actinopteri; Perciformes; Serranidae. The record is from RefSeq and is a predicted model, not a curated record.
AUGGCUGUUAAGGUUCAGAGGGGCAGCGUGGUGUCCGCAGCAUGUGUUACAGUCUCCCACCUGUGGAGUUCAGAGGAUGAGGCAUUGAAGGACUACUCUCAAACCUACAACUGCUGCUCCAACAACUGCUGCACCACCGACUGCUGCGCCUACAACUGCUGCACCGACAACUGCAGGGCCAACGAUUGCAGCUCCUACAACUGCUGCUCCUACAACUGCCGCACCUACAACUGCCACACCACCUACAACAGCUGCGCCUACAACGACUGCACAGACAACUGCAGCACCUACUACUGCAACUCCCACAACUGCCGCUCCAACAACUGCUGCACCUACAACAGCAGGGCCAACUACUGCAGCCCCGACAACUGCCGCUCCAACAACUGCUGCACCUACAACCGUUACAGCUACAACUGUUGCACUUACAACAGCUGCACCUACAACUGCUGCACCUACAACUGUUGCACCUGCACCUACAACUGCAGCACGUACGACUGCCGCUCCAACAACUGCUGCACGAACGACUGCUGCACCGACAACUGCAGCUCCAACAACCGCUGGAACGACAACUGCAACACCUACUACUGCAGCUCCUACAACUGCCGCUCCAACAACUGCUGA